AUGGCCAUCACUGUCCCCAUCAACUCCGGUGACCACUUCGACUUCAUCGUCGUCGGUGGAGGCACCGCCGGCAACACCGUCGCCGGCCGUCUCGCCGAGAACCCCAAUGUCCGCAUCCUCAUCGUCGAGGCCGGCGUGGCCAACCCCGAGCAGCUCAACGAGGUCAUGACGCCUUCCAACGCCAUGAACCUGCGCGGCAGCAAGCACGACUGGGCCUACAAGACCACCAUCGUCAAGCGGGACGACUACGAGCGCAUCGAGAAGCCAAACACCCGUGGCAAGAUCCUCGGCGGCAGCUCCUCGCUCAACUACUUCACCUGGAUCCCCGGCUGCAAGCCCACGUUUGACAUGUGGGCCGAGUACGGCGGCGAGGAAUGGACCUGGGACCCCCUCGUGCCGUACCUUCGAAAGUCCGUCACCUACCACGACGACGAGGGCCUCUACGACAAGUCACUCGCCAAGAUUGGCGGCGGCGGCCCCGUCAACAUCUCGCACGCCGAGCUGCUCCCUGAAAUGGCGCCGUUCCGCGACGCCCUGACAAAGGCCUGGGUGUCCAUGGGCGAGCCCCUGACGGAGAACAUCUACGACGGCGAGAUGAUUGGCCUGUACCACUGCGCCGACACCAUCUACAAGGGCCGCCGCCAGGGCAGCUUCCUGUUCCUCAAGAACAAGCCCAACAUCACCGUCGUGACCGAGGCCAUGUCCAAGAAGCUGCUCAUCGACUACGCCUCGCGCACCUGCAGCGGCGUCACCGUCGUGCUGGGCAACGGCCAGGAGAUGAGCUUCUACGCCGACCGCGAGGUCAUCCUGUCGCAGGGCGUCUACGAGUCGCCCAAGCUGCUCAUGCUCAGCGGCAUCGGCCCGGCGCGCGAGCUGGCCAAGUUCAACAUUGAGUGCAUCGUCGACUCGCGCCACGUCGGCCAGAACCUGAUUGACCACCCGGCCGUGCCCUUUGUGCUCAAGGUCAAGGACGACUUCGGCAUGGACAACACCAUCCUGCGCAAGAACGAGCUCAACGCCCAGGUCCACGCCGCCUACGCCAAGGACCACUCGGGCCCCGUCGGCUCGGGCUUCCUCGAGAUGGUUGGCUUCCCCCGCAUCGACAAGUACCUCGCCACGGACCCCGUCUACAGCGCGGCCGUCAAGGCCAACGGCGGCAAGGAUCCGCUGUGCCCCGACGGCCAGCCUCACUUUGAGCUGGACUUUGUGUCCAUCUUUGGCAGCGCCUUCCAGUGGCACUAUCCCACGCCAAAGACGGGCGCCCACACCACCGUCGUCGUCGACCUGGUGCGCCCCAUCUCCAAGCCCGGUGAAGUGACGCUCACUGGCCCCAGCUACCUGGACCAGCCCGGCAUCAACCUCAACUUCUUCGAGAGCGAGCUCGACAUCAUCGCCAUGCGCGAGGGCAUCCGCUUCAGCUACGACCUGCUGACCAAGGGCGAGGCCUUCAAGGACCUCGUCGUCCAGGAGUACCCCUGGGACAUGCCCCUCGACGACAACGAGGCCAUGCGCCGCGUCGUCCUCGACCGCUGCCAGACCGCCUUCCACCCUUGCGGCAGUGCCCGUCUGUCCAAGAACAUUGAGCAGGGCGUCGUCGACCCGGCCCUCAAGGUCCACGGCGUCAAGAACCUGCGAGUCAUUGACGCCUCUGUCAUGCCCGUCAUUCCCGACUGCCGUAUCCAGAACUCUGUCUACAUGGUUGGCGAGAAGGGAGCGGACCUUAUCAAGGCUGAGCACAAGGACUUGUACUAA
Molecule: messenger RNA, 1752 nt
Organism: Trichoderma atroviride IMI 206040
Lineage: Eukaryota; Fungi; Ascomycota; Sordariomycetes; Hypocreales; Hypocreaceae
Molecular function (GO): flavin adenine dinucleotide binding; oxidoreductase activity, acting on CH-OH group of donors
Source: RefSeq, a predicted model, not a curated record